Psammomys obesus (fat sand rat) is the source of this 519-nucleotide messenger RNA. Lineage: Eukaryota; Metazoa; Chordata; Mammalia; Rodentia; Muridae. The record is from the annotation of a RefSeq genome assembly.
AUGACUAAUUAUAUGUUUGUUUUAAGUUUAUUAUUUUUGGCGGGUUGUGUUGGGCUGGCUUUGAAGCCGUCUCCUAUUUAUGGGGGGCUAGUUUUAGUUGCUAGUGGUUGUUUAGGUUGUUUAACUGUUUUAGGUUAUGGGGGGUCUUUUUUAGGAUUAGCUGUUUUUCUAAUUUAUUUAGGGGGUAUGAUAGUUGUUUUUGGUUAUACUACUGCUAUAGCGUCUGAAGAGUACCCAGAAACUUGAAGUUCUGAUUGGAUAACUUUUAUUUAUUUAGUUUCAGGGUUGUUUAUAGAGCUAAUAUUUAUUUAUGUAGUAGGUAGUUAUUUGAUAGAUGAUAUUGGAGUGGAGGUUUAUGGAAUGGAUAAUUGAGUGGUUUAUGCAGUUGAUGAGAUGGGGGUAAUGGGGGAAGAAGGUGUUGGGGUGGCAGCGUUAUAUAGUUGUGCUGCUUGAGUGAUGAUUGUAGCUGGGUGAUCUUUGUUUGUUGGGGUGCUUGUAAUUGUUGAGAUUACCCGAUAG